Messenger RNA from Colletotrichum phormii, 4722 nucleotides. RefSeq names its product glycogen debranching enzyme. NCBI's taxonomy places the organism in Eukaryota, Fungi, Ascomycota, Sordariomycetes, Glomerellales, Glomerellaceae. Gene Ontology annotation, molecular function: amylo-alpha-1,6-glucosidase activity; 4-alpha-glucanotransferase activity. The record is from RefSeq and is a predicted model, not a curated record. The transcript is spliced from 3 exons. The coding region runs from base 1 to 4722 and encodes 1573 amino acids. Gene Ontology annotation, biological process: glycogen catabolic process; glycogen biosynthetic process.
AUGGUCCCGAAAACCAUGGUAUCCAACGAAGUAUACCUCCUCCCCCUCAACGACGAUGGCUCGCCUCAGGUCGCCGGCGAAUACAUCUAUCUCGCCCCAAAGACAAACGAUCCUGUAACCAUUCGCUUUGCCAUCGAGGGUACCUCGUCCGUCUGUCGCCAUGGCAGUCUGUGGGUCAACAUUCCAGAGCAGGGCGCCGAGUUCCACCGAGAUCAGUUUCGCGAGUUCAAACUGAAACCCGACUUCAAUCGCACAAUUGAAAUCUCCGUUCCCAUCUUCCAGGCCGGCGCCUAUGCCUUCUACACCACCUACGCCGAGCUUCCAGAGCUCGCAGAGGAGCUCGACUCGACUCCUCAGACCGGCGCCACCAACAAAAAGACGCCCCUCUACUACAUCGAUGUCGCCCCGCGUCUCAGUCUCGAUGGCCGCCCGCUGCCAUUGCCCGCUCUGUCCAUCUUUUCAGUCAUUAGCAAGUUUAUGGGCAAAUACCCAGGCGACUGGGAAAAGCAUCUCCGUGGCAUUAGCGAUCGCGGUUACAACAUGAUUCAUUUCACCCCGUUGCAGGUUCGCGGUGCUUCCAAUUCCCCCUACAGCUUGUACGAUCAAUUGGGCUGGGACCCCGAAUGCUUCCCAGCCGGCGAGAAAGACAUCAAGGGCCUGGUGGAGAGCUUAGAAAAACAGUAUUCCCUCCUCAGUUUGACCGACAUUGUCCUUAAUCACACGGCACACAACACCGCAUGGCUGCAAGACCACCCAGAUGCUGGAUACAACCUGGUUACAGCACCUUGGCUCGAGUCGGCGUGGCUGCUGGAUUCGAAGCUGUUGGAGCUUAGCGAUAACCUUGAGAAGCUUGGACUCCCCACCGAGGUGAAGAGCAACGAUGACCUCAUCAAGAUUAUGGACGCCAUCAAGAAGCAAGUAAUCUCUGAGAUUCGCCUGUGGGAAUACUACGCCAUUGACGUCGAGCGCGACGUUGAGGCUGGCCUAGAAGCUUGGAUUGCCGGCAGCACCACGCUGCCGCAAGAUACCACUGGCGAUGCGAAUGUGACCGGACUGAGAGAUGCCUCUCUCAAAGACCAGGCUGAAUUUCUCAUCAAGAACGGCCUCCAGGGUGGCGACCGCAUGGGCGAAAGGUUCAGAAGGAAAGUUGACCCCAAGGUGGCGUCCGGACUUCUCUCCACCAUUUUUGGACGCUACGAGGGUGAGGAGGGCAGCGGCCCGACAAAGGCGGCAGCAAAGUCAAAGCUGGUUUCGAUUCUCGAUGAGAUCAAUCUCCCGUUCUACAAGGAGUACGAUAACGAACUCAGCGAGAUCCUGGAGCAGCUCUUCAACCGUAUCAAGUACUGCCGACUUGAUGAGCAUGGCCCGCGCAUGGGCCCCAUCAACAAGGAGUUCCCUCUCAUUGAGACCUACUUCACCCGCCUGCCAAAGAACGACACAACGGCCAAGAACAAGCCCGAAGAGAAUCUUUUGGUCAACAACGGCUGGGUCUGGGGUGGCAACGCCUUGGUUGACAACGCCGGCCCGGAUUCUCGCGUGUACCUGAGGCGCGAGGUCAUUGUCUGGGGCGAUUGUGUCAAGCUCCGCUACGGCAAGGGCCCCUCAGACAGUCCUUUCCUGUGGGAGUUCAUGACCAAGUACGCCCGUAUGCUCGCCAAGUACUUUGCUGGUUUCCGCAUUGACAACUGCCACUCUACGCCAAUCCAUGUCGCCGAGCACAUUCUCGACGAGGCACGCCGAGUCCGACCGGAUUUGUACGUCGUGGCAGAGUUGUUCUCUGGCUCCGAGGAGAUGGACUAUGUCUUCGUGAAGAGGCUUGGUCUGAGUGCUUUGAUCCGCGAGGCCAUGCAAGCGUGGAGCACUGGAGAGCUCAGUCGCCUGGUUCAUAAGCACGGUGGCCGUCCCAUUGGAAGCUUCGAGGUUGACGAGAUUUCAAAGGCAGACCCCAAGUCUCCUAUGAGCCCCAUGAGCCCGGCCAACGAAGGCAGCGACAUGCUCAACGGGAGCAGCCCGUCCUCGCGAGAGAUUAUCCGGAGAAUCAAGCCUGUGCCAGUUCAGGCCCUUUUCAUGGACUGCACUCACGACAACGAGACCCCGGCUCAGAAGCGUGAUGCUCGCGACACCCUCCCGAACGCUGCUCUUGUCAACAUGUGCGCCAGUGCAACUGGCAGUGUCAUGGGUUAUGAUGAGAUCUACCCCAAGCUCGUUGACCUCGUCAACGAGACUAGACUGUACACAUCCGAGUCAUCUUCCAAGCCUGUUAAGAUUGGCGGUGGCGGAAACGGCAUCGGUGGCAUCAAGAAGCUCUUGAACCAGAUCCAUACCCUCAUGGGCAAGGACGGAUACGACGAAACUCACAUCCACCACGAGGAUCAGUACAUCACCGUGCACAGAGUCCACCCCGAGUCAAGAAAGGGAUACUUCCUAAUUGCCCAUACUGCUUUCCCUGGCUACGGCAACGGCAACGGCGCCUUCAACGCGGUACACCUCGGAGGGACCAAAGCCCGUCAUCUCGGCAGCUGGAUGCUCGAGGUAGAUGCAAGCGAUGAGGCUCGCAAGGAGGCCUUGGACGACAAGAAGCUUCUGCGUGGCCUGCCUAGCCGCGUCGUGGAUGUCCCCGGCGUUCGUAUGGAGGUCAAGGGCGACGAUACCAUCAUUACCGUGCGCGACAAGUUCCCUCCUGGUAGCAUUGCUCUUUUCGAGACGUGGAUCCCAGCAGCUGAGCACUCAUCGGGUCUCGACAACUACGUCACUUCGGGUGCUAGGUCUGCCGUUGAGAACCUGAACCUGGUGGACCUCAACUUCCUGCUCUACCGGUGUGAGGCCGAGGAACGUGAUGGAAGCGGUGGCAACGAUGGGUGCUACGAGAUUCCCGGCUACGGCAAGCUCGUUUAUGCUGGUCUUCAGGGAUGGUGGAGUCUUCUCAAGGAUAUUAUCCGAGACAACAACCUUGCUCAUCCUCUGUGCCAGAAUCUGCGGGACGGCCAGUGGGCCCUGGAUUACAUUGUCGGACGCCUGGAGCGCAUCAGCAAGACGCCCGACUUCGAGAACCUCGAGAAGCCCGCGGUUUGGCUGAAGGAGCGGUUCGAUGCCAUUCGCAAGAUUCCGAGCUUCUUGCUGCCGAGAUACUUCAGCCUCGUUUUGCGCACCUUGUACUCUGCUUCAUGGGAGCGCGGUCUUGAACUGAUGAACGAGAACGUCCGCGAAGGACAGUGGUUCCUCCAGAGUCUCGCCAUGGUUAGCGUGCAAGAGACUGGCCUGGUCAAAUCUGGCUCUUUGUGGCCCAAGAAGCUGGUUCCGUCUUUGGCUGCUGGUCUGCCUCACUUCGCUGUUGAAUGGGCGAGAUGCUGGGGACGUGAUGUCUUCAUCUCACUUCGUGGUCUCUACCUCGGCACUGGCCGUUUCGACGAGGCAAAGGAGCACAUCCUUGCCUUUGCCAGUGUACUCAAGCACGGCAUGAUUCCCAACCUGCUCAGCAGUGGAGCUUUGCCGCGUUACAACUCUCGCGACUCCAUCUGGUUCUUCCUCCAAUGUAUCCAAGAUUACACCAAGUUCGCGCCCAACGGACUGGACUUGCUCCAGGAGAAGGUCAAGAGACGCUUCCUGCCUUACGACGACACCUGGUUCGAUGUCGAUGACUCCCGCACCUAUUCCCAGGAGAGCACCAUCGAGGAUAUCAUCCAGGAAGCACUGCAGAGGCACGCAUCUGGCAUGUCCUUCCGCGAGGCCAAUGCCGGUCCCUCGAUCGACUCGCAGAUGAGUGAUAAUGGCUUUAACAUUUCCAUCAAGACUGAUUGGGACACUGGUAUCAUCUUUGGUGGUAAUCAGAACAACUGCGGUACAUGGAUGGACAAGAUGGGCGAGAGCGAAAAGGCUGGAUCCAAGGGUGUUCCCGGUACACCCCGUGAUGGGGCCGCCAUUGAGAUCACUGGUCUUCUAUACAGCACUCUGAAGUGGGUGGCAUCGCUCAACCAGCAAGGCAAGUACCAGUAUUCGUCCGUGAAGAAGGCAGACGAGUCGACCAUUUCUCUUAGGGAGUGGGCCAACCUGAUCCGCGAAAACUUUGAGCGAUGCUACUGGGUUCCCCUUUCUGCCGAGGAAGACGCCAAGUACGAUGUCAACGCCCAGGUUAUCAAUCGCCGCGGUAUCUACAAGGACUUGUACAAGUCCGGCAAGGAGUACGAAGACUACCAACUGCGUGCCAACUUCCCCAUCGCCAUGUGCGCGGCACCCGAGCUCUUCGAUCCUGCGCAUGCGCUGCACGCCCUCUUGGUUGCCGACAAAGCCAUUCGUGGACCUACAGGCAUGGCAACUCUCGACCCUGCCGAUCUCAACUACAGGCCCUACUACCGCAAUAGCGAAGACAGUGAGGACUUCGCCACUAGCAAGGGACGAAACUACCACCAGGGCCCGGAAUGGCUCUGGCCCACUGGUUUCUUCCUUCGUGCUCUACUCAAGUUCGACCUCGCCAGAAGAGGUGACCAGGCUGGACGCAUCGAAGCCUUCCAGCAAGUCACGCGGAGACUUAUGGGCUGCAAGCAAAUGAUUAAGGAAAGCGUUUGGGCCGGCCUCGCUGAACUCACGCAAAAGGAUGGCGAAGACUGCCCCGACUCUUGUCCCACCCAGGCAUGGUCUGCCGGUUGUCUGAUUGACUUGUACAUGGAUGCGGCUGAGGAGCAAAGCGACAAAGCCAAGAUCGCCUUACCUGUAAGGACCAAGUAA